AUGACAAAUACCCAAUUUGAUUUAUGGACAGAUUUGGUUUUGCUGAAUGCUUCGUCGAGAUUUGAUUUUGAAGAUGAAACAGCCGCCAAGGUCAUUGCUUGGUCAGACUCAACGCUUUUUGAUAAAGAAAAAAUGUCUCCCGAAGACGCUAUAAACGAUGACUUCAAUGAUACAAGUGGUUCAAGCUUUGUUGGGAGUCUGAUAUCAAAUAUGGACAGUUUUAUAUCUACGGCGUCUAGUGUGGUAGAGGCAAUUUCUUCUCAAAAGGACUAUAGUUUGAACUUGGAAUUCAACGGUUUUAAUGGAUUUAAUAUUCCACAACAUUCAAAGUUUUUUGUUAUAAAGUCUUUUAAUGAGCGUAAUGUUUCGCUUGCAGUUCAGCAUCAGGUAUGGUCAUCCACCCGAAGAGGGAACAAGAAACUACAAAAAGAAUAUCAGUCUCUGCGCCCUGGAGCCAAAAUAUUUUUGUUAUUCUCCGUCAAUAAAUCUGGAAAAUUUUGUGGCAUGGCAGAAAUGUGCUCGGAUCUUAUUCAGAAUGAUCCUCGCUCCAAUAUAUGGGAAACGCAUACCCAUUCAUACACCUUUCCAAAUCUAUUUCAAAUCAAAUGGUUGUACGUGAAAGAUGUCCAAGUGCGACGUUUUAAUCACUUGGCUUGGGAUGUCAAUUUAGGUGGUAAUGAAAAUUCCCCUAAAAUGGUUGGCCAAUGCCGUGACACAGACUCUGUUCCCUUUGAUAUCGGGUGUCAGAUCGUUAGCAUAUUCUCUGAUGCACCUUUGAAAUCGUCAUUAUCCUAUCAAUAG
Messenger RNA from Kluyveromyces marxianus DMKU3-1042, 801 nucleotides. It is a transcript of the gene PHO92, whose product is annotated as mRNA-binding phosphate metabolism regulator. Gene Ontology annotation, cellular component: cytoplasm. Lineage: Eukaryota; Fungi; Ascomycota; Saccharomycetes; Saccharomycetales; Saccharomycetaceae. Gene Ontology annotation, biological process: mRNA destabilization. Gene Ontology annotation, molecular function: mRNA binding; N6-methyladenosine-containing RNA reader activity. The record is from RefSeq and is a predicted model, not a curated record. The coding region runs from base 1 to 801 and encodes 266 amino acids. The transcript has a single exon.